Lipotes vexillifer (Yangtze River dolphin) is the source of this 1683-nucleotide messenger RNA. RefSeq names its product ST6 N-acetylgalactosaminide alpha-2,6-sialyltransferase 1 (gene ST6GALNAC1). The record is from RefSeq and is a predicted model, not a curated record. Lineage: Eukaryota; Metazoa; Chordata; Mammalia; Artiodactyla; Lipotidae. Gene Ontology annotation, molecular function: alpha-N-acetylgalactosaminide alpha-2,6-sialyltransferase activity. Gene Ontology annotation, biological process: oligosaccharide biosynthetic process.
AUGGAGAAGAGAACCACAGCCGUGUACUGCAGAGGACUGCUCCCUCCAGAGGCGCUGCGCAGCCAGGAGUGGACAUCCAGAAAUUCCCUGCACGGCCCCGCCCACCAUCAUGAGGCCCUGGGCCAAGCUGUCCAAUGGCUCUUGCUUUGGGCUGUGCUCACCUUCUUUCUCUUUGCCCUGCCCUCCUUUAUUAAGGAACCUAAUACAACGCCUACCAGCGGUGUCAGCGAUCAGGAAGACUGGUUUGACGGGACGACUGCCCACGUGGAGUCAGUGCAGGAGACCAGUAUGCGGGACACACACCCCGAGGCCACAGCCAACACAGCUGGAGAGGGCAGAGGAGCGGAGGCUGGCAAGGCCAGUCCGAAGGGGCCAGGCAGAGCACCCAGCACAGCCAGGAUGGCAGCAACGGAGACGCAGGCGAGCAAGGACACCGUGGGGGACACGCUGCUCCCGAAAGCUCGUCGAGGGGUGGCCUCCGGCUGGAUGGAGGCACCGUCACUGAACAGUCAGGACCCGAGGAUGACCAAAGGGUCAGGGGACCAGAGCGCGAGGCCGACGGCCCCAAGGAUGGUGCCCACGAAGCUGCAGGGCAACGCGGCAGCCACAGCAAGGACGCCCCUUCCAGAAAAUCAGGCUGGGGUGCAGACCCCUGCAGGAGCGAGGCCGACGGGAAAGGCAGUCAGAGGAACCACCAGAGAGGCUGUCCCACCCAAGGACAGAGCGCAGGCCACCGCGUCCUCAGCCCUUGUCCAGAGCCCCACUACCCAGAGAGGCCAGAGAUUGUGGGCCACCAACUUCAAGUCUGAGUCGCACUGGGAUUUUGGAAAAUACAGCCUGGACGUAAGUGGCCUCCAGUGGGGAACCUGCCCUGACUCAGUGAAGAUCAAAGCCUCCAAGUCACCCUGGCUCCAGAAUCUCUUUCUGCCCAACCUCACCCUCUUCCUGGAUCGACACUUCAACCAGAGCAAGUGGGGUCGCCUGGAGCACUUCGCUCCGCCCUUCGGCCUCAUGGAGCUCAACUUCUUGGUGCAGAAGGUCGUGCCCUGCUUCCCACCCACCCCAUCCCCGGCGCCCCAGCAGCAGCUGCUCCUGGCCAGCCUCCCUGCUGGGAGCUCCCGAUGCAUCAGCUGUGUCAUGGUGGGCAACGGGGGCAUCCUGAACAACUCCCAAGUGGGCCCAGAGAUAGACGGCCAUGACUACGUGUUCCGACUGAGUGCAGCUGUCAUUAAGGGCUACGAACAGGAUGUGGGUACUCGGACAUCCUUCUACGGCUUUACUGCCUUCUCCCUGACCCAGUCACUCCUCAUACUGGGCAGUCGGGGUUUCCGGCACGUGCCUCUGGGAAAGGUGAAGGCUCCAGGAAGCUUUCUGGGAAGCUCUGCAAUUGGACAGAUACCUGUUGCUGCACCCAGACCUGCUCCCAUACAUGAAGAACAGGGGAGAGCAGAAAGCCGGUGGAAAGGGAAAAGGGUCUGGGCUGUCAGCGUUUGCUCCUCCAGCCUCGCCGCCCCUCCCGUGGGCCUCGGGCGUCGGGAAGCCGCGAGCCGGAGCCCCCGAGGGCGCAGUGCGCAGCCCACGCGGCAGGUGGCGGCGUCUCCCCGCGCCCUGCAGCUCCCGGACCGCGCGCGCCCGCCCGCCCUUGAAGGUACCGGGAAGCUCCCUGCCCAACCACGGCUCUAG